AUGGUCUAUCCGAUCUCCUAUCGCCGUCCUGGGCACGUCUCUCGAGCCUCUUCCACAACCUCCUUGUCGGGUGACAAUAAGCGAAAGUCGAUCCAUGAAUCCAUCAAGUCCGGCAGUAGUGGCAUGUCUCAUGGCAUCCCGGAGGCAUUGUCUUUCGACCGCAUCAUCGCUGGCGGUGUUUGCCCUCCCUGUACUGUUCGCGACUUCAUGAACUUCCUCAAAUACAUCGAGCUGUCUGCCGAGAAUCUGCAGUUUUACCUCUGGUUCCGUGACUACAGCAAGCGCUUCGAUGAGCUCCCAGCGAGCGAAAAGGUACUCUCACCCGAGUGGACUGGCGAAAACGACAGCCACAGCGAGCAGAAGACUGCUGCGAACCCCGUCAACCCCGUCAACCCCGAGGCGACAGCUCUUUUCAAAGGAACGGAUUUUGCAAGCGACCCCAAGGUCAACGAAUCAGAAAAGGGCGGCAGCAACCCUUUCUUCACACCUCCCCGCACGCCCACUAGCAUUGACAGGCGCGAAGGAGAGUCGCUCGACUCGUACGAUGAGAGCAUGACUACAGGCAAAGUAAACCACACUCAACGUGCUGCUGGUGCGUUUGAGAAUGCUGGCCUCAAAUGGAAGCCCUUGACGAUUCAGCCUUACCGCGAGGAAAUUAACCGCAUCAUCUCCAUCUACGUGGCCGAUGGAGGCUCGCGGCAAUUAAACCUUUCGUCCAAAGAACGCAGCGCUUUACUGCAUGCUCUCCAGAGCACAACACACCCUUCUGCCUUUCGCCAUGUCAUGACGACUGUUGAGUGGUCUCUCCGCUGCCAAGCGCACCCCAACUUCAUCCGGUGGACUAUCUGCAACGGCAACAGGCCUCGAGUUGUCUUUGCCCGUGGUCUGGGUAUCGGUGGCAUCGUCGCUGGUCUGAUCGUCGCCAUCAUCCUCACAGUUAGCACCGCCAGCCGUGCAUGGCGAGUCAUCUCCCUGAUCGGUUUCUUCAUCGGUAUCUCGACGUUGAUUGCUGCCUGGAAAGGCAUGUGUGUUGUCCUUCACGGCAUGCAUCACCGACAUUUGCGACCUUGGGAGCUCUUCACGUCGGAUGACGAGCCGCAAGGGUACGACACGAAACUGGAUUCAAUGGACACACUCAACUCUCAUGCCUCGAGCAACUCGUGGGAAGACGAGCCGUGGGUCGCCAAAUACGAGAAGCGCAACGUUAUCCGUAAGAUCUUCGACCGCGAGGUCUGGAUCCAAGAGCCUGCCCUCCGCCAGAUCCAGGACACGAUUUUUCUACAAGCCAUCCUCGGCGCCCUUGUCAUUUCAGCGAUUGCCGUCGGCAUUUUCUGCGCGAUUCCCAAGGGCAAUUACUUCUAA
This is a messenger RNA of Cucurbitaria berberidis CBS 394.84, 1362 nucleotides long. RefSeq lists its product as uncharacterized. The record is from RefSeq and is a predicted model, not a curated record. Bases 1 to 1362 code for a protein of 453 amino acids. The transcript is spliced from 3 exons. NCBI's taxonomy places the organism in Eukaryota, Fungi, Ascomycota, Dothideomycetes, Pleosporales, Cucurbitariaceae.